AUGUCAGUGUCGCCCUGCAGCAGUGUCGUUGACGAUGACGGUGUUGCCAACGGCCCUGCGCCCCACACAGCGGCCGGCGAAGCAGCAGGGCGGUCGAGGAAUCGCAAAGCAGCUCCGCCGCCGCCACCACCUCCCCUUCCAUCCAAAGAUAGCAACCCCGAAGAGUGUGCAAUUGAAUGGCCUGCCUCGUUCAAGGCCCUGGAAAAGACGCACCGGGCCCUCAAUCUCGUCUUCACCUUUUGCUCCACGCGGAAGCACCUGUUGACCACGUUCGACACGAUGCGCUCUGCUGUCGAGAGGCACACCAAGCGUCCCCUGACCGUCGAAGACGUGACUGCCGUUGUCGCGCUGCGUCCCGAGGGCAUCCGCUUUGAAUAUGUGGACGAGCUCAUGCUCCAGCUCGAUGCCAUGGGCGCCGAGAAAGACGACACCUUCCAGAGAGGCCGCCAACGUGGCUGGUCCUCUCAAUCCCUUGCGCCUGACGCCUCGGUCGGUGGUGUGACCGGCAACGAGGGGUUGGCGAAGACUGAGGAUGCCGGGAGGGAAGUGCUGUACUUCGAGUUCGUUGACGAGGACCUCAAGCGUCAGGUCCAGCACCGGAAGACGGGUGAACCCACAAAACCCAUACGCCGGCUGCGCGACGAGGACUUGAAGCUGCCAGUCUUCAGUCAGAAGCAGAUGACGGCUCUUAUCGAAAAGCGCAACACAAAAUUCGCUCAGGCUGUCACCCGGUUUCUGAACAGGUGCGUCGCUGAGAAGAUCGACCCCGAGAUGACGCUAAGGAGCGAGACCGACUUGAGAAUCCCCCGUCCGUCGGUUUCGCGUGAGGUGUCACCCCAGAGGUCGGGCCUAAAGGGCUCAUUGCCCGAUAGCAUUCCUACCGAGCGCAAAAGUAUUGCCGAGAUAGUACAAGAGUUGAAAGACAGUCCGUGGUAUACGGGGCAGAUUGUGCCGGACGGUCACCGCGUCUUUGAGGCCCAGGAGGCCGUCUACGGAGAUCUCAACUUCCUCCUUAGCCAGGAUAUGGUCAAUGCUCUGUAUAACUCGAGAGGCAUCACGCGGUUUUAUGCCCACCAGGCCGAGGCCAUCAAUAGCCUGCACGAGGGCCACAACGUUGUCGUGUCGACCUCGACGAGCUCGGGCAAGUCUCUUAUAUAUCAGCUGCCGGUGCUGCAUGCCCUCGAGGAAGAUCAUAACUCGCGAGCAAUGUACAUUUUUCCCACCAAGGCGCUGGCGCAGGACCAAAAGAGGAGUCUCAAGGACAUGAUAAGUUACAUGCCCGGUCUCGAGUACAUGCUCGUCGAGACGUUUGACGGCGACACCCCCAUGAGCGACAGGAACACCAUCCGUGACGAGGCGCGAAUCAUCUUUACGAACCCGGACAUGCUACAUAUUACCGUCCUACCGCAAGAAGUGCGCUGGCGCUCAUUCUUGAAAAAUCUCAAGUAUGUCGUGGUCGACGAGCUACAUUACUACAACGGACUCAUGGGGUCGCAUGUCGCCUUUGUUAUGAGGCGGCUUCGACGCAUCUGCGCGGCGGUGGGGAACCGACAUGUAAAAUUCAUCUCCUGUUCGGCAACUGUGGCGAAUCCCAAGCAGCAUUUCGAGACCAUAUUUGGUAUCGAUGAUGUUCGUCUGAUUGAUUUUGACGGAUCUCCAUCUGGACGCAAGGAAUUCCUCUGCUGGAACACCCCUUACAGAGAUCCUGGAGACCCGUCGAGUGGGCGUGGCAGUGCGCUUUUUGAGUGUGCCCGUCUCUUUUGCCAACUAAUCUUGCGCGGUGUCCGUGUCAUCGCCUUUUGCAGAGUCCGCAAGCAGUGCGAACAGCUAGUCGGUGCGAUCAAGCACGAACUAGAAACUCUCGGGCGGGCAGAGUGUACGUCUCGGGUGAUGGGGUACCGCGGCGGCUAUACCGCCCAGGACCGCCGGCGGAUAGAGACUGAGAUGUUUGAAGGGAAGCUCAUGGGCAUCGUCUCUACCACCGCCCUAGAGCUCGGCAUCGAUAUUGGCACCCUGGACUGUGUUAUGACCUGGGGUUUCCCCUAUACCAUUGCCAACCUCAGACAGCAGAGCGGGAGGGCCGGGCGCAGGAAUAAGGACUCACUGUCAGUAUUGGUGGGCGACUGCUUCGCAACUGACCAACAUUACAUGCAAAACCCGGACGAGCUCUUCACCAAGCCCAAUAGCUCCCUGCAGGUAGAUCUCGACAACAUGCUCGUCAGGGAGGGACAUAUUCAGUGUGCGGCAUACGAAAUGCCCAUCCGGCCCGCCCAAGACGUCGUAUAUUUUGGCAAGGAUCUUGCUUUGGUCUGCAAAGAGCGCCUGGUCCAGGACGACACGGGCUUUUUUCACUGUCACGACAGGUUCCGGCCGCAGCCUUCGCGAUUGGUCUCCAUUCGAGAUACCGAGGAAGACCAUUUCGCCAUUGUCGACAUCACGCACGGUAGGAAUAUCGUGCUUGAAGAGCUAGAAGCAUCACGGGCUACGUUCACUAUCUAUGACGGCGCAAUUUUCCUGCACCAGGGCGAAAAAUACUUGGUCAGGGAUUUUAACGCAGAGAAGAAAAUGGCCCAGGUUGAAAGGGUCAAAGUGGACUGGACAACAACCCAGCGCGAUUACACGGAUAUCGACCCCGUUGAGACGGAGGCCAUCAAGCGCAUCGCGGGGUCGCGAUCCAGCGCAUAUUACGGCGCCAUCAAGAUCACGCAGGUCGUCUUUGGAUUCUUCAAGGUAGACCGGAACAACCGUGUUCUGGACGCCGUACAGGUCGACAACCCACCCGUGAUUCGCCACAGCAAGGGCACGUGGCUCGACGUGCCCGAGCGGGCGCUCGACAUUCUCGUCGAGCGGCGGCUCCACGUUGCCGGCUCGAUCCAUUCUGCGCAACACGCCAUCAUGAGCCUGAUGCCCAACUUUGUCAUCAGCAUGCCCGGCGAUGUGCGAACCGAGUGCAAGAACAGCCUUAAGGAGUUCGCCAAGAGGGAGACGCGGAGAAAACGGCCGGCACGGUUGACGUUUUAUGAUGCAAAGGGGGGCGCGGGUGGUUCAGGGAUCAAUACCAAGGCAUUUGAGUUCAUAGAUCUGCUCCUCCGCCAGGCGCUGGAGCGUGUAACGGCGUGCCGCUGCGACAAGGGCUGCGUCGAAUGCGUCUGCUCAGAGCUGUGCAAGGAAGCCAACGAGGUCAUGUCCAAGGCCGGCUGCGGAGUGAUCCUCAAGAGCCUCCUCGAUGUCGAGAUUGACGUCGACAGCCUUCCAAUGGGACCCGAGGAGCUGAGCCCGGUCGGCGUUGAAACGGUCGUGUUGGCGACCCCCGUGCCGCAGAAGGAGCGGAGCUCGUUGCGGGCUGUUGGUGCUGUUCUCGGGCGAGGUGAUGGCGAAGGCGACGGCCAAGACGACCAAGACGACCAAGACGGCGGCCAAGACGGCGGCCAAGACAAUCAGCUGUUCCAACGCUCGCCCUAG
Lasiosphaeria miniovina is the source of this 3462-nucleotide messenger RNA. RefSeq lists its product as uncharacterized. NCBI's taxonomy places the organism in Eukaryota, Fungi, Ascomycota, Sordariomycetes, Sordariales, Lasiosphaeriaceae. Gene Ontology annotation, molecular function: ATP binding; nucleic acid binding. The record is from RefSeq and is a predicted model, not a curated record. Bases 1 to 3462 code for a protein of 1153 amino acids. The transcript has 2 exons.